Molecule: messenger RNA, 3760 nt
Organism: Patella vulgata (common limpet)
Lineage: Eukaryota; Metazoa; Mollusca; Gastropoda; Patellidae
Product: putative ankyrin repeat protein RF_0381
Exons: 1
Coding region: 87-2930 (947 amino acids)
Molecular function (GO): protein binding
Source: RefSeq, a predicted model, not a curated record
AUCCAGUUAAACAGAACCCAUUACGUACAAAUAUUCCACUAGUGUUCCGAUUUAUACUUAUACUGCAUUUUUGAUUAUCCUUGGAAAUGAUGGAUUCUGGAUGUUGGUGUGCCUCGUUCCAAGCCGUUCGUAAUGAUGAAACAGCAACACUGAAAUACUUAGUAUCAUUUCCAAGUCUUUGUGUUAAUUCGGAACAGGGUGAAACCAUUCUUAUGUUAGCUUGCAGGAAGCAGAACUUAGAAACAGUUUCUAUUUUGUUGAAACACCAAAAAGUGAAGGACAUCAUCAAUAAAAUUUCACGUGGCAAAGGUCUUUCAGCUUUACAUUUAUGUAUACAUUUGGGAUUGUCUGAGACCACGUGUCUUCCAUUUGUAAUGGCGUUAGUUGAAGCAGGGGCUGAUGUAAAUAUCUUUUCCACAGAAAUGAUGACUCCCUCGUUAAUGUCCGCAAGUAGAGGAUUUAUGUCGGUAUUGGCAUACUUGAUAGAUCAUGGUGCUGAUGUUCAUGCAGUAGAUCAAAAUCAAUGUACAGUUCUCCACCACAUCGUCACAAAACCAAAUGCCAAUUUGUUUCUCCAGAAAUUAAUUUUGGCUGGACUGCAAAUUAAUUUACAAAAUAAGUUUGGUGAAACCCCGUUAUAUCUAGCUACGAAAUCCAACAACGAGUGUGCUGUAAAUAUGCUAUUAGAAACAAAUGACUCUUGUGUGGAUUUUACUGACAGAAAAGGGAUCACACCACUUAUGUUGGCUGCAAUACAAAAUGAAAUCAAAAUUAUUAAACUUCUACACAAACACGGUGCUAGUGUCAACAAACAAAAUGGCCGCGGUAAAACAUCUCUGAAUUUUGCAAUACGCAAUGGCAAUAACAGCACUGUUGAUGUUUUGUUAAAAACGAAUGCCUGUGACUUGAAUUUGUCUGAUAACCACGGAAAAUCAUCUUUAAUGUUAGCUGUAAAGAAUGGCAACACAGAACUUAUGAAACUUCUUCAACAAUAUGGUGCAGACAUUAACCAACAAGAUAAUCGCGGUAAAACAUCUCUAUAUCUGGCAGUACAAAACGACAGUUUAAAUGCUAUUGAUGUUUUGCUAAAAAUGGAUGGCUGUGAUGUGAAUUUCUCCGAUAACAAAGGAAAAUCGCCCUUAAUGUUAGCUGUACAAAACAGCAACAUAGAACUUAUUGAACUUCUUUAUCAAUAUGGUGCAGACGUUAACAAACAAGAUGGCCGUGGUAGAUCAUCUACGUAUCUGGCAGUACAAAAAGACAAUUUAAAAACUGUUGAUGUUUUGUUAAAAAUGGAUGGCUGUGACGUGAAUCUGACCGAUAACAAAGGCAAAUCGCCCUUAAUGUUAGCUGUACAAAAUAACAACACAGAACUUAUGGUGCUUCUUUAUCAACACAACGCGGACGUUAACAAACAAGAUGGCCUCGGUAGAUCUGCUGUUUAUUACUGUUUGCAUUCAGUAUGCAGAGGUGGGCAUUUAGGGAUGACAAACUGUAUAGAAAUAAUGAAGUUGUUGGAAUGUUUUGGUGCGGAAUUUAGAACACAAAACCGCGGCAAUAAAUUAAUAAAACACGUGUUGAAACACUCUUAUGAUUAUUUUUUACACUUGGUAGGUUCCAAUAUGUUUGAUUUUCAUGGUUUGGAUAAAAAUGGUGAUAACAUUUUACAUUAUUUAGCCAGAUGUUUUAUGGCCUUUUCUUCUUUUUCCGCUUCUAUGACUUGCUCAGCUCUUUUGUUUUUAAAUGUCGUUUUGACUGAUCCGCAGAUUGAUAUGAACCGUAUAAAUUCUACGAGUAACACACCAUUAAUGGUUGCAGCUAUUUUAUACCACAUCCCGUAUAUGCAAGCCUUGUUACAACAUGGAUGUAGUACCAAUAUAAGGAAUAUUUACGGGCAUACUGUCUUACAUCUCAGUAUUAUUGGCUUCGUUAAAUUGAACUGCAACAGCUACAACUACCAUGAAUGGGACUUUGGGUGGUCAGCUGCUAUAUUGUCUAAAGAUAUCGAUGUCAAUGUACAGGACAAUGAUGGACAAACUGCCUUAAUGCUGGCUGCGAAACUUGGAGAGUAUAAACUCGUAAAACAGCUGUGUAGAGCCCAUGCCGAUUGCAAGAUUUUGGAUAAGUUUGGAAAGUCGAUGGUAAACUAUCUUGACUUCUAUCGGAUAACAGAUAUUAAGUUCUGUAAAUACAUUAUUCAUAAUUUUGGAGUUAAUAUAACAGACAAAAGAGGAAAAACGAUGAUGGACAUGGCCAUGAAGUUUAUUGACCGUGAGUAUUUAUCGGGGGCUUUCAAUUUGAUUAGUUACCUAAUAGCUGCCAACUAUAGCUUUCAGAAUCUUGGACAGAAUAGACGAAACAGGAUGGAUUCUAUCACAACCGAGGAUGUUUUAUCUAGUCGAACUAACGAUUAUAGAAAUCUGUUGUAUCAAAGUGGGGCGGACAAGAUCGACAUUGUUUACAAGUUACCUUUCGUGGAAGAUGAGUACGAGUACAAUGAUGAUACGGACGCACAGAUAACUAGAUUAAUGUCCCAAGAAUCAGAAUUGCAUUCAUUUUGUAAUAAUAUCUGCUUAAAGUCAUUGUGUAGGAGAAUUAUUAGGCAACAUUUAGGAUCAAACAUACAAGACAAAGUUACCCAGCUCAAGGUACCAUUAACAGUACAGAAUUUCCUUCUAUUGAAAGGUUCAUUAGAAGAUAAAUAUUUCAAUCUAGAAACGGAAGAUAGUGACGACGAUGACGAUGAGGACUAUGAUAUGGAUGUGGACUAUGAUGUAGACGAAUUUUGUAUAGAUCUUUACGACUCAGAAGAUUAUUAUGAGUUCAAUGAUUGUGAUACAUGUACAUCAUUUUCCAACUCCUCCUCCACUUCCUCACUAUCAUCGUUACCAUUAUCACCAUCAUCACAGUGUUCCUCACCAGCAUCCUGAUCCGCAUCGAUACCAGCAUCACCAAUAUUGCUAUCAACAUUACAACAUACAUUAUGCAAGAGGUAAAUCUGCCCAUUGCAGGUCUUUCUUUAGGCCUAAAAUGUUAUCUAAAUUAUCAAUUAACUUAUUCAAACCAUAAUCAACUCUCAAUGUCAUCGCUAGUCUGCGACAUUUACUGGAUUAGGAUCCGAUCUGCUGCCUAACGCCAAUUCAUGAUUAAACCAAAAAAUGGAUAAUCGAGACUUUUUUUUAUCGUACCGACGGGUUUUUUGGGUCUCAGUAUCACCCGUAAAGACUUCUGGCCAAAGGCCCAAUAUAUUGGGUUAAUCACAGACAAAACGUUUAUAAAAUCCAUAAAGAGUGAAUUCCUUUGUGGGAUAUGAUCAAAAUAAUGUUGUACACCAUUUAUCUCGUUUUAGUAGGAUUUUUAGGAAGGAAGAUGUCCCUACCCCUCCCGGGCCAACGGGGCUUUGUGCUUAAGCACACUUAUUUCCAAAGGCUCAUUAUGUUCUCACAUUUUCGACUCACGAGGUAAUCAAGGCCCCAACUUUUUAUGUAUUAUUACUAUAACUAAUUGUGAUGUUAAUAAAUGAUGUUAUUUUUUUUAUUAUCUUAACAAAAGUUUGUGUCCCGCCCCUGGCCGUGGAGUUGGACAUGCCAAGAACUAAAAACAGAGAGUUCUUUAAAUCCAAAAUGAGUGGUCAAUAAGGGAUCAGUCUAAGUUAUCGCUAUCUAUCAGUGACCUAUGUUAUUAUUUCUUGAAGCUAAGUCUAUAACAUAAAGUAUAUAAUAAAGUUUAUUUGGUUAAUAAUAAAAUGUCACCUUUACAA